CCAGAGACUAGGAUGGAAAGAAGGAAAGGACAUACCAUGGCCUUCCACAGUAUUUACAGUUCCAGCAUCCUGGGUUACCCAACAUACAGGCCAAUUCUCCCCUACUGCAUGCACCGCUUCUCUUCUCUGUCACCAUACCAGCGACAGCUUCUGGAGAAGACCCAAAGCUACAUUCGCAUGUUCUGUGCUGGCCUCUUGGGCUUCAUCUUUGUCCUGCUGCUGUCCUUGUCCUCUUUACAUUGGGUGAAGUUCAUGGUAUUGAAAGACAAGAAGACACUCUUUGCAGGGCUCUGGACAGUGUGUCACCAUGAUCUCUGCUGGAGCCAUGUGCCAAAGGCACCCUACUACCUCCAAUUCUCCAGGGCCUUCUUCCUCAUCUCUGCCCUCAUCACCCUCACUAUUAUUAUGUGGCUCAGCAUCUCUCUCAUCAAAGGGCCAGGAGACAAAACCUACAUAGAUCUGGGCAUAUCCAUCUUCUCUUUCAUCUCAGGCACCUGCCUACUCCUCUGCCUCAUCUUGUUCCUGAUGCAAGUGAAAUUGUACAGUAGGAACGUCUUGAAGCCCCAUUUCCUAUUAGUCUACCGCCUCAAUUGGUGGAGCAGUAUCUUCUACAUGAUAGCUGGGUUCCUCUCUGGACUCAAUUAUAUAAGUUCCCGAGUUACCCCUCCAGAUCAAAAUCUCCUUGUGAUCCCUAUUUCAAGAACAAGGAUAGGAAGUGUAGCCACAGUACAGCUGGGGCUAACUGAAACAAAUAUAGGUGCUUCUACACAGAUGAGCCAGGUACUAGAAAGACAGUCAGGUUCAGUGUUACAAUCAAAGGUCCAUAGAACGGGGACUCAAACAGAGGUAGGGACCCAGACAGAGCCAGUGACAGAGACAAAGACAGUAGCCCAAAAAGUGCUAGGAACUCAGACCGAAUCAGAGGUUUGGGCUGAGUCAAGGGCCCAGACAGAGCCAGAGAUAGGAAAUGAAUCAGUAAUAAGAGAUGCGUUGACAGAGUUCACUACUGAGAUAGAAUCAAUUGACGCAGUAGAGCCAAGACCUGAGGUGGAGAUAAUUGGGAGUGUGACUGGUGAUAUUCUAAGCAGUAGCCUUGAGGGUAAUGGAAACAGAAUGACCCAAGUCAAGGAUUGUGAGGACAGAGAGUCAGCUGAGAAAAAUAAGGAUAAGACAAAAAAUUAAUCUUAGAUAUAAGGUGGUGAGAGCAGAGAUAUUAAAAACAAAAAGGUUUCCCUUUAGGCUUAAUGAUAUAUUUGUUGGAUCUGUAAGAAGUGUGGUGGGAGUAUCAGAAGUAAUUCUGAGGCAACAAUAGAACCCUCUGUGAAACCCCCCUGGAUUACACCUCCUUCACUGAGCAAGUUGAUACUAGGGGUGAACCAUACAAAUCAUUUGGAUGGUUUAGGGAAAAGCCACCAAUAAUUUAAGGAUCAUAAGGACAGCAAAUGCAAAGCUUAUUAAAGGAAGUUUCCAUGUUAGUGUUGUGUGCUGUGACUGGGAGAGGCUGGCAAGAAAUGACACACCCAGGCCAACAAGCCUUUCCCGAUUUCCAUAACCCCACGAUGGAACCUCUCAGCAUGUUUGAAAGAGCUUCCAACUUGGAAAUUCCAACUCUUUUUUGGCCCUUAGUUCCCUAAUUCAUUAGGCUGACUUUUGGCAAACAUUUAACUUUCUUGGGUCUAACAUUCUUCAUUAUCCAGGUAGGCUCUGAGAUUUCCUCUAGUGCUAUCUAUGGCCAUGAAUGAUAAGCAGUGAAGUUACUCCUGUUGGCUCAGACAACCCUGGAUUAUUUUAGCAGGUAACUCUGUAUAGUCAGAGGAACAAAAUUAAGUUAUCUACCUCAAAGGCUACUUUUGGCAACUCACUUCUUAUUUUUUUUAUUUAGACAUCUCAUUUAAAAAUACAGGUGAAUCUCACUGUUGUCAAUUGUUUAGAAGAAGUAGAAAGGAAGAGAAAAAAUAAAGGCAAAAGAGCCCCGACUCUCUGACAGAAGUGUACCAUAUAGACUGAAGGAAUUUCAUUGAGGCCUUAAAGAGUUUCGCAGAAGGGACUGUGGCCUUUGAAACCGGAAGUUAGUUUUUUUUAUUGGAAAUAUUAAUUGUUCACCAUGAGAACCCACUCUUAACUCCCUAAACAGUUCACUAUUUUACUAUUGCUGGCUGCCUGUGCCUCUAGCUUGUUAAUCAAAUUUUCUGACCCUUAAUUUUGUCACCUUUAAAAGUGACUUCAAUAAAUGAUAUCAUCUCCAUUCCACAUAUUUGACUUUCCAGAAUGUUAGAUAAGGAACCAGAAGAGAGAAGAUGAUGGUCAGGGCGGGAAACAUUAAAAGAUGUUCUUCCCAGCAAAUAUGAUUAACAGAUGUCUGCCUUAAAGUACAAAUUCUCUAAUGGGAUAGUUAAGAUUUUUGUCAUACUUCAAUUUGUAUUACCUGCAUCAGUCAGAUAAUUACAUAACUAAAUACAACUAAGCAGAUGCUUUGAUAAGUGAGAGAAGAGAAAGAAGAAACUUUGCAAAGUGAAGGUCUAACGGGAGGGAGAAUUUUGAGAUCUUUCAGUGAGGACAAAGGGGCUGACUACCUGGGAGGGCAGGCGUACUGAAAAAGUAAGAAGAAAUGUGGGAGAUUGAUAAAGACAAACGUCACCUCCACUACAAUUUUGUCUCAAACAAUAAAAGUACCUAAAGUCUGGCUGC
Molecule: messenger RNA, 2688 nt
Organism: Mustela lutreola (European mink)
Lineage: Eukaryota; Metazoa; Chordata; Mammalia; Carnivora; Mustelidae
Product: transmembrane protein 202-like
Exons: 5
Coding region: 13-1182 (389 amino acids)
Cellular component (GO): plasma membrane
Source: RefSeq, a predicted model, not a curated record